Messenger RNA from Chiloscyllium plagiosum (whitespotted bambooshark), 3785 nucleotides. It is a transcript of the gene poldip2, whose product is annotated as polymerase (DNA-directed), delta interacting protein 2. Gene Ontology annotation, biological process: error-free translesion synthesis. The record is from RefSeq and is a predicted model, not a curated record. Gene Ontology annotation, molecular function: DNA binding. Gene Ontology annotation, cellular component: mitochondrial nucleoid; nucleus. Lineage: Eukaryota; Metazoa; Chordata; Chondrichthyes; Orectolobiformes; Hemiscylliidae.
GUCGCCCGGAGAGAGAGUGGGGUCCGAGCCUGCAGUGACGCCACAGGAGAGCGGACUCGGGCAUUGCCGAUCCCCAGGGCCGGGCCGGGCUGGGCCGUGUGUCCGGGACUCGCUGACCGUCGGGCCCUCAGCACCAAUGGCGGCCCCGGCUCUGAGCCGCUGCUUCUCGGCUUUGGCCGCAAACCCCGCGCUCCGGCUCCGGGCCCUGACCGCUUGCUCGGCCUGCGGUGUGGGCCAGCGCCAGCAGCAUGCCCGGCUCCUGUCGUCCAGGAAUCGACCUGAAGGCAAAGUUUUGGAGCCAGUUGGAGUAUUUGAGGCUCUCAAGCAACAGGGAAAAUAUGAAACUGGGCAGCUAUUUCUGCACAGUGUGUUUGGUUACCGAGGGAUAGUCCUGUUCCCCUGGCAUGCCAGGCUAUAUGACCGAGAUGUCGCAUCUUGCAGCUCUGACAGUAAAACAGAAAACUCAGGAACUCAAGGUUCCAAAGAGGUCAAGGGCAAAACGCACACCUACUACCAAGUGUUGAUCGAUACCAGGGACUGUCCUCAUAUAUCUCAAAGGUCACAGACGGAAGCAGUAACCUUUCUCGCUAACCAUGAUGACAGCAGAGCGCUUUAUGCUAUUCCAGGUUUAGACUAUGUGAGCCAUGAAGACAUCCUGCCUUACAGCUCCUCAGAUAGAAGCCCCAUCCAGCAUGAGUUAUUUGAAAGAUUUCUCUCCUAUGACACUUCAAAAGCAGCCUUGCCAUUUGUAGCCAGAGAUACGCUGCGUGCUUGGCAGGAGAAGAACCAUCCCUGGCUGGAGCUCUCUGAUGUACAUCGAGAAACAACAGAGAACAUCCGGGUUACUGUUAUACCCUUCUACAUGGGCAUGCGGGAAGCACAGAAUUCCCAUGUGUAUUGGUGGAGGUACUGUAUCCGGUUGGAGAAUCUUGGGACAGAAGUUGUUCAGCUUCGGGAAAGGCACUGGAGAAUCUUUAGCCUGUCUGGAACCUUGGAGACUGUACGAGGGAGAGGAGUAGUGGGCAGAGAACCAGUUUUGUCAAAGGAGCAGCCUGCAUUUCAGUACAGCAGCCACGUCUCACUGCAGGCUCCCAGCGGUCACAUGUGGGGUACGUUCCGCUUCGAGAAGCCAGAAGGUUCUCAGCUCGAUGUCCGCAUCCCGCCGUUCUCCCUGGAGAGCAAUAAAGAUGACAAGGCCCCUCCUGCUGGCUACAGCUGGUAAAGUUCCAUCUGCCGGGACCCUGGACUGGCUGUCAGUGGGAAGAUUCUGCCUGCAACUUUACUGUAGAGGGGAUAAAAUGAAGGAGAAAGUCUUCCAUUGCCGGUCCUUUACCGAUCUCCCUGGCUUGCUGUAUAAACUCCAAUCACAUUUUGUCUGUUUUUGCUGAAGAAAUUAUUUUGGAAGUGCAACGCUGGGAUUGUAUAAUGUCUGUAUCAUUGAAGAAGAAAAUGGAAGGAUUUUGGGUGGGAGCUGGUGCGGUGUGGUGCUUGUGGUCAGACUGUGGGAGUGGGGUGGGAUUUCUGGUCAGCAGUGCUCAAAUUAGCAAACUUAAAGGGGAAAAAAGUAACAUUUGUCACAGAGGUGACACAACUUACAGAAUAGCUCCCACGUGUAUUAAGGAAAUUGUUUGAACAUAUUGCUGAGGAACUCACUUCUGUCAGUAAAAUCCAUUUACAUAGCAGCUUGGACAAGCUUCACAUCAACUGUCUAGGGCUGUCUGGACUUCAACUGACUAGUCAAAGUUACUGUCCUCCCUCCUUGAGAGGGCCUGAGUGUCAGCAAUGUCUGCCGCUAUGUUACAAUAAUGGGAAGAUUAAAUGAAAUGAAAGGGUUAAGGUUUUAUUUCUGUUUUAGUAGUGCUAGGCUGUACACUAGGAUGAAAUGUGUCUCAAUGUCCAGCUGCUGGUUUGAAAAGCCAGUUCAGGUGUGAUGGACCGAAUGGCCUGUAACUCCUACAUCGCAACAAUUCUCUGAUCCUGUGAGAUUGACAGAUUCGCGUCCGAUCAUCUGCAUUUCUCUCAAUGCAGGGAAUAUCUCUGGACGUGUACUCACAUUCUGCACUGAAGCAGCUGACACUGUCUACACAACUGACAAAUCUACUGUUUCAUAGCAAACAGGAUUUGCUGCCACUAUUCAGACCAGGCAAACAAGGCGAGCCCGUUAAUGUUUCUUUUGAUUCUGAUGUUGAUAUCUUUCUCUCUUUAUUUCUCACCCCCAUAUAUAUCUUAUAUAACAUAUACACACACACACACUUUUGCCUGACUUGCUAUUUCUAGCAUUUUCUGUGACUUUUUCUUUCCUUUAUCUUUUCAUGGGCUAUGUCACUGGGAAGAGCAGCAUUUGUUACCCAUCACUAAUUGCCCUUGAGCUUAGGGACUUGCUGGGCCAUUUCAGGGUGCAGUGUAACAACUGCAUUGCUGUGGGUCUAGAGUCAUUUGUGGGCCAGAGCAGGGUCAGAUUGGCAGAUUGCCUUGUCUGAAGUGAACCAAAUGGUUAACAAUGGUCAGUCCUAGUUUCAUGGCACCAAUACUGAGAUUAACUUUUGAUUUCAGAAUCAGUGAUUGUAUUUAAAUCCCACCAGGUGCUGUGGUGGGAUUUGUUCUAGACCAUUAGUCUUGGACGUAAGGAUUACUAAUCAGUGACAUUACCCAUCACCCUACUAUGUCACUCCUUAAAAGUUAGGAGAGGAAGUUUGGUUUCGGACAGUUGGAAGAAAUCCUCUUCCCCAGAAUCUUUAACACUGACUUAAACAACUGUCAGACAGGUGGCACAAUGGUAGCAACUUUGCUGAUCACAACCCUUUUCAGGCUGGAGCCCGAUGUCACUGAGUCAAAGGCUGUUUUGCACAGUUGUAUUGUAUGUGGGAAUUGUGUUGUCCUGCAAUCCAACUAACCAUGGAAGUGGUUGGAAUAUGAUGCUCUGACGUGAGAUUAUCUCUGUAUCCUCUUCCCUCUUAUCAAGUCCUCUCAGAACUCUGCAAUUGCUGCACCAUUGAUGUUUGUGUCUUCGCUACUUGAGUCCAAGCACUGAAAUUCCUUCCCUAAACUUGAACACUUCACUCCUCUUUAAAGGUCACUCUUUUGAUGAAAGCUUUUCAUGUUCUGCCCAAAUAUUUCCUUAUCUGGCUGUACAUCAAGUUUAAUUUGAUCAUUCUUCUGUGGAGCACCUUGUGAAGCUGAACUAUGUGAGAGACACUGCAUAAAUGCAAAUUGGUUAUCUUCUCGUCACUGCAGAAAGAAUAGUAAUAUUUAAAUUGCCCCCCUCCAGGACUGGUUGUAGCCUGAAUAUAUUUGCUGAUAUUCCACUUCAAAUGAUGCAGAAACCCAUGGUGGUGACAAAGAUUAACUCAGCACUGAGUCACAGUUGUAGCAUCCAUUCUCCCAUGGUGGUUCUUUACAGGCAGAGAUUGGUAGUGGGGGAGUGAGGUCAGCUCUCAGACUGGUUACCUCACAGUGAUUAAAGCUGAGGUGGUUGAGUGCCUAUUGUAUGACUGAGCGAUAGGAGUCAAAACUGACAGGGACUGUGUAUCACCUCUAUUACCCUGUGAUCCCUGGGAUAAUGUGCUUACCACUGAUUGAUUACUCAUAGUUGCUGUCAGUCUUCCACAGAGUCCUUAAGAGCACCUCCCAACCAUUCCCCUUUGAUCUGGGCUGUAGGCAGUGUUCACUGAAUAAAUUCCAGAACAUGCAUGCUUGAAAUAAGGAAAAAAACACAGGGCUUGGAGAGUGAGGGAGGAGCUGUGAGAUCGCUACUUAAUAAAUGAGACUUAAAUGGUUGUGUUUAA